AGAAAAACCAUUCUUCUUCUGUUAGUUGCUUAUCAUUUUACAAUGGGUGUCAUGAAAAAUAACUUGAUACUUGUCUUCUUAGUGCUCUUGUCCCUAUUCAACUUUAAUUUAGGUGUUCCUGUUCAAUACUCCAUUUUGGGUUAUGAUCCUGAUGAAAUAUUCUCGGAUGAAGGAAUUUCUCUACUCUUUGAGCGAUGGAUACAUAAGCAUGGAAAGGCGUAUGCAAGCCUAGAAGAAAAGGAGAGGCGAUUCAAGAUAUUUCAAAGUAAGCUGGCUUACAUAAUCGAUUGGAACUCCAAGAGAGGGCCAUCUGAUCAUAUUUUGGGACUCACACAAUUUUCCGAUAUGAGUUUUGAAGAGUUCAGUGAGGUUUAUCUUUCAAAAUUGAAUACUACACAACUCAUGUCGCUUGAAGCAAAUAAAACGAGGGUUAAGGCUUCAUGCACUCCUCCCUCAACAUUUGAUUGGAGAACUCAGGGAGCUGUAACCGAGGUUAAAAAUCAGGGAUAUUGUGGAAGCUGCUGGGCAUUCUCAUCUGCAGGCGCGAUAGAAGGAAUAAACUAUAUCGUCACUAGAAACCUUAUAAGUCUAUCAGAACAACAAAUACUGGAUUGUAGUCCCAAAGGUGAUUGUGGAGGAGGUUGGAUAUCUGUGGCUUUCCAGUGGGUCAUCGGUAAUGGGGGUAUAUCUAGUGAAGACAAUUAUCCCUACAUUGGACAAAAAGGGAUUUGCAAAAAUAAUGUGGUUAAAGCAGCAACAAUUGAUGGAUAUAGUUUGGUUUAUAAUGAUGAAGAAUCCAUUCUUUGUGCAGUUUUUCAACAACCUGUUAGUGCAUUGAUAUUAGCUCCAGCAGAUUUUAGUCAAUACAGAGGAGGGAUCUACAAAGGAUCAAGCUGCCCAACAAACAAUCCAUCAAACGUCAAUCAUGCAGUUUUGAUCGUGGGUUAUGGGACCACGUCUUCUGGCACUGAUUAUUGGAUAAUUAAGAACUCAUAUGGAAAUAACUGGGGCAUCUCAGGAUAUAUGUUAAUGGAAAGAAACCAUAAAUUACCAUAUGGAGUAUGCAACAUCAAUGCAUAUAUUCGCUAUCCCACGAAAUAUGCGACUUCGUCAUUCACAUCCAUCCCCGCUUAAAUGUUCAUGCCGUUGCAGAAAGUUUAGUAUGAAGACUAGCUUUAUGUCAAGGACUUUAUGUGGAGAUUCGAUGAGCGUAACUAUAAUAAAUGCAAGAAGCUUCCAAACCCUUUCAUAUCAUUCCAGCUGAAGGAGGAUGUCGCUAUUAAUAAAACUAAAGAGAGAGGAGGCUCGUUAAAGUUCAUGUGUAGUAAAUAAUAAUGUGUGGAAGCACUAUUUGAUAAAUUAAUAAAUAUCACAUAGUUAGUGAUAUCCAUGCUUCUUCUCA
Messenger RNA from Nelumbo nucifera (sacred lotus), 1402 nucleotides. RefSeq names its product zingipain-2-like. Gene Ontology annotation, molecular function: cysteine-type peptidase activity. Gene Ontology annotation, biological process: proteolysis. The record is from RefSeq and is a predicted model, not a curated record. Lineage: Eukaryota; Viridiplantae; Streptophyta; Magnoliopsida; Proteales; Nelumbonaceae.